Messenger RNA from Gavialis gangeticus (Gharial), 2913 nucleotides. It is a transcript of the gene GPR68, whose product is annotated as G protein-coupled receptor 68. Lineage: Eukaryota; Metazoa; Chordata; Crocodylia; Gavialidae. The record is from RefSeq and is a predicted model, not a curated record. Gene Ontology annotation, biological process: G protein-coupled receptor signaling pathway; cellular response to pH. Gene Ontology annotation, cellular component: membrane. The transcript has 2 exons. Gene Ontology annotation, molecular function: G protein-coupled receptor activity. Bases 288 to 1379 code for a protein of 363 amino acids.
UGCUAUUGCCAGCAGGCAGUGCUCAGCAUAUACAUUGCAUUGCUUAGUUUGUAUGGGUUUCUUACACUUGAACUUCCUUGGCUGGGGAAUCAUGUUAUUAGCUGCAGUUUGUACACACAGAGAUGGGAGAGGAGAAAACCUGUUGUGGGUAUGAACAGUUGUUAGCAUCCUAAGGCCAACAGACACUUCAGCAUGAAGGCUGUGUGGAAGGAAUGAGUUAUGUGUGAAAUUAAAAUCUACAGCUACCCACUUGGGAUCCUCAUGAAUGAUCUGGUCAUUGUUAGAAGAUGGAGAAUUUCACAGAGAAUGCAUCUGGGAAUAAUUCAAUAAACUGUACCAUUAACCAUGGUAUACACCAGACGUUAUCUCCUGUCAUAUACAUCCUUGUCUUUGUACUAGGUCUCCCAGCUAACUGCCUCUCACUAUACUACGGGUACCUGCAGAUUAAGGCUAAAAAUGAACUGGGCAUCUAUUUGUGCAAUUUAACUGUGGCAGACCUGUUCUACAUCUUUUCUUUGCCCUUUUGGCUCCAGUAUGUUUUACAGCAGGACAACUGGCCAUACAAUGAACUGUUGUGCAAAAUCUGUGGAAUCCUCCUGUAUGAGAAUAUCUAUAUCAGCGUGGGCUUCCUCUGCUGCAUCUCCAUUGACCGCUAUCUAGCAGUAGUGCACCCUUUCCGCUUUCAUCAGUUUCGGACAAUGAAGGCUGCUGCUGUAGUGAGCGUUGUUAUCUGGUCCAAAGAAAUUCUGACAAGUUGGUUUGUCUUUAAGCAUGGUGAAGUUAGUAAGGAUGCCGAAAGUCAUGCUGUAUGCUUUGAACAUUAUCCCAUCAAGAGCUGGGAGCAUAAUCUCAAUUUCUACCGCUUCUUUGCUGGGUUUUUUUUCCCCUUCUUUCUUCUGGUUUUUUCUUACUGUGGCAUUUUACAAGUGGUUCACAAGAGCCAUGGCACUCAAAAGAAGAAAAAAAUCCAAAUCAAACGGCUUGUUUCAAGUACAGUUGCCAUUUUCUUGGCUUGCUUUGGACCAUACCACAUCCUCUUGGUGGUUCGCAGUGUAUUUGAGAACAACUGCACAUUUGCUGAGAAGAUCUUCAAUAUUUACCAUAUUUCUCUCUUGCUGACUACUUUUAACUGUGUUGCUGAUCCAGUGUUGUACUGUUUUUCCAGUGAAAACACCCAUCAGGACUUUGUCAAAAUGCGAGACUCCUGUUCAGCAUGCCUGAAGUGUUUAAGGACUGAAACUAAAGAAUCAUACCAGCUGAAUACUCCAGAAAAUUUCAGGAAAAGUAGUGGGGCACAUGCUGAGCAAGAGCCAGAAUUAUUAAAUAAUGUACAUGUUGUUAAAAAAAUGAAAGAGUCUUCCAUUACCAGCACAAACUGACUGUAGCACCAACAGGAAAGGGAAACAAAUAUAAAGUUUUCAAGUAUGACUGAGUCUGUGCACUAAUCUUUGGUUUAUAAAUUUAUUGUAACUAAUUUACUUUCCAGAGACUUAAAAGCUCAGCACUAUAGUAUACAGAGCUGAGCUCCCUUGAGGAAUCUGGACCUUUACCUGGCACAGGGAAAAUAUAAACCAGGUCAGUUUAGUUGAACUGUUACAUGUAUUUCUGACUCACAGGAGUAUUAAUUUUGGGUAAGUUGCUGCUCCAGUGACUGGUCUGAAUGAUGUGUGAAUUGGCCAUAAUGGUCAUCAACUGCUUGAUGUCUGUCCAUGUAGUGAUGUUAGGAUAAGGUUGUCAAACCCUAUCAUCACCUUUUUGAGGUGUAAGGUGGAACAACUUAAGUGAAUUCAUGAGCGUUUUCAGGAGGAAAAUUGUAUGUGUACAUGUCUAUGUGAUGCUUGUAACUGACCCAGUCAUCUCAUUCUGAAGUCAUGUAACAACAGCCAGCAAGCAAUGAAUACAGAGACCCAACCAAAUAGAAAAAAAGCAAAGAAGCAAGAUCACGUGAUGUAAGAAUUGCAAGGGUUUCUGGAUAACUAAUAGUUAAAUUAAUGUCAUAGGUUAAUUCUGGGUCUUGGUCCAGUGCCCUUUGAAGUCAAAUGAAGAGUUCCCAUUCAGAAGGAACUGGAUACAGUACUUUGCAGGUAAUGAAUUCAUCCUAUGGACUUCAAAAGGAAUACUAGCUUGGAGGUACUUGCAUUGUUGUCAUUGCAUAUCACUGCCUCAGGUUAUGGUAUUUGAAGAUACGCUGAUUUAAAUCCAAACUCUGCUAACCUUUCAUAACGUUUGGAUUGUUAUGUUUAUCCAAGUUUCUUUAUCUUGUACAGAAAAAAACUUAACAAGUAAUACCAUGUAGGAGAGCCUGAUGUAUAGGAUAUGUUUAAAUGCUGCAUCACUCUACUCUACAGACUUUUUCAUUUUAUGGUUUAAUGAUUUAUUAUAAAAGGAACCACUUCUCGGAGAAUGGAGUACCCAGAUAUAUUGUAGAGAAAGAAAUGUAUUAUAUUUUCUAGCUUACAUAGAAAGAACAGAAAAAAUAGGGACUGAUGCCACUGGCAAUGCAACAACUGAGUCAUAUGCUCUGCACAUUUCUUCCUUCCCCAUAUCUUCUGUUUCUUACUCUUCUUUGCUCUACCAAUGAAUCCUGUCUUGCUUUUACUUCAUCUCAUCUUUUGCAUUAUACAUUUUCUUUAAUUUUAAACCCAACAACCUGGAUUCUUGUAUCCUCUUGCUCCAGGUACUUACCUUCUCUACGUUCAGAUCUUUCCAUAAAACACAGCGACACUUCUGCAAUUCACAGUAACUCACUGCACUGUAAAUAUCUGUUUUAUAUAAAAGACUCUCAGAGACCUUUUGCAUCUUCUGUCUGGUGAAUGUUGUCUGCCUUUGCCAAAUGUAUGCUUCUUAUAAUGUCAAGCACUGUGACUUAUACAGAGCCAUGGUUUUUAUCAGUUCAUAAUAAAUUAUAUAUGG